Messenger RNA from Cololabis saira (Pacific saury), 7736 nucleotides. It is a transcript of the gene pitpnm3, whose product is annotated as PITPNM family member 3. The transcript is spliced from 20 exons. Bases 415 to 3273 code for a protein of 952 amino acids. Gene Ontology annotation, biological process: phospholipid transport. Gene Ontology annotation, cellular component: cytoplasm. The record is from RefSeq and is a predicted model, not a curated record. Gene Ontology annotation, molecular function: metal ion binding; phosphatidylcholine binding; phosphatidylinositol transfer activity. NCBI's taxonomy places the organism in Eukaryota, Metazoa, Chordata, Actinopteri, Beloniformes, Belonidae.
CUGAUGUUCACGGCGGGGAGAGAAAGAAAGAAAGAAAGAGGGGGAGCAGGACGGAGGAGAGCAGUCGAGCUGGGCGGCCGGGAUGUGUGAGCCAAGUCUGCUCAGAUACAACACACACACACACACUCCCUCUAUCUCUCUCUCUCUCUCUCUCUCAAGUAUGUCUGCGCCACGCGCGGCUGUGACGCUGCGCCGGACUUUGUACAGGUGAAUGAGAGCUGGCGGGGCUCGUUCACUGCUUUUUGGGUUUUCUGAAGCUCCGUCUCGAGGGAGGAGAGAAAAAGCUCUCCUCGUGCCUGCUUUUUCACCUCGGUCCGGUCUGGCAGGUGCGGCAGUCAGGAGACGGGCGGAGGAAGAGCCGCUGUUUCAUUAACUGUCCGCGGAGACAGACAGAGACGCACCGGAGAGGACACCAUGUCAAGGCAGGCGAGAGGAAAAGGUUCAGCACGAAAACACAGCGCCACUCACUGGUGUCUGCAGAAUAUUGCACAAGAAUCCGUUGACAGCUCCGAUGAGGAGUUCUUUGAUGCCAGAGCAGAUGUUAUGGAGGGGAAGAACGCUAUUCUGCUGGGCAUGAGUCAGUGGAACUCUAAUGACCUGGUGGAGCAGAUCGAAACUCUGGGACAUAUGGAGGGCCAGUCCAAUGAGGGUCUGUACCAGCUGGGAGGUCCACGCUGUGCGCCUCAGAGCAGUAUCGAAGGGCUGGAGGAUGCAGAAAGAAAAUGUAAGACCCACGUGCUGCUGCUUGUGGUGCACGGAGGAAACAUUUUGGACACAGCAGGGGGAGACCCCAGCACAAAGGCUGGCGAUGUGGCCACGUUGGCCUCGGUGCUAGAGAAAGUGACGCGGGCACAUUUCCAGGCUGCGGCAGAGCAUGUGAUGAUCAAGCUGGUGCAAUGUCCGGCCGUGUGCGCCGAAGCAUUCUCCCUGGUUUCUAAUCUGAACCCGUACAGCUAUGAUGAGAGCUGUGUUUCCAGCAGCGUGGACCACCUGCCUCUGGCUGCCCUCCCUCUCCUGGCCAUCGCGUCUCCACGCUACCAGGAUGCGGUGGCAACUGUCAUCGACCGGGCCAACCAGGUCUAUCGCAGCUUCCUGCAGUCGGAAGAUGGCCAGAGUUUCACAGGGCAGGUAUGCCUGAUGGGCGACUGUGUGGGUGGCGUGCUGUGCUUUGAUGCUUUGUGCUUCAGCAACCACCCGAGGCCUGGUAGCCCCAACAACAGCAGCAGGAACAACAGCACUGAGAGCCUGAAGGACAACUCCGGCAUGUUGGGGGAAGCAGGUCCUGGUUUGAGUUCCAGCAAGAGGCUUAGUAAGAGCAACAUCGACAUUUCUGCUCCCAACAACGGCCAGGGCGGCCCGCCGCUCAGCCGCAAGCAAAGCGACUCAUAUGAUGGAGACACGUCGUCCGCCGGCCAGCACAGCCUCUUUUCCAGCUUGAUGAAGGAGAGCGUGGAGGUGCGUGGUGGCAGUAGUACCAGCCUGGUGUUGAACCCUGGCCGCUUUGACUUUGAGGUGUCAGACUGCUUUCUGCUGGGCUGCCCGCUGGGCCUGGUGUUGGCCAUGAGACGGACUGUGCUACCAUAUGUUCAGGUGAGCCAGCUUCGUCCAGCCUGCUCCCAGAUUUUCAACCUGUUUUACCCCUCGGAUCCUUCAGCGUCCAGACUGGAGCCGCUGCUGCAGCCUCUCUUCCAUAAGUUGCCACCAUUUGCCGUCCCACGUUACCAGCGCUACCCUCUAGGAGAUGGGCGCACACUGCUCAUAGCCGAGGGGAUCCAAGGCCAUCCCAGCGUGUUUUUAGAAAGUGACCAAUCCCAUGAAGAUACACCUUCACAUCAGUCCUCCGAGACAAAGAGUGAAGGAGGAGGAGGAGACGGUGGAGGUCGAAGAGCCAGCGUGACCAGUAUGGGAAGCGAAAUGUCACUUUGCUCCCUGGGCCAGCUGGGAAGCACCAUCUCUAACAUUUCUAGUUGCUGGUGGGGCUCGAAGAGGCUGGACUAUGCACUGUACUGCCCUGACGUGUUGACCGCGUUCCCAACGGUGGCUCUGCCUCAUCUUUUCCACGCCUCCUACUGGGAGUCCACCGAUGUUGCUGCUUUUGUUCUUCGGCAGCUUAUGCGAUGUGACUGUGUGAAGACUCAGGAAGCGGACAACUUGGACUCGGCUCCGUUCUCACCCUCCAGCCCACGUGAAAAAUGGCUUAGGAGGAGGACGCAUGUCAAACUAAGGAACGUAACAGCCAACCACAGAGUGAAUGACGUCGUCGCCACGGAGGACGGCCCCCAGACCCUGGUUGGUCGCUUCAUGUACGGCCCCCUGGACAUGGUCACUCUGACUGGAGAAAAGGUGGAUAUCUUGCUGAUGACGCAACCCCAGUCUGGCCGCUGGGUUCACUUUGACACGGAGGUGACCAACAGCAGCGGCAGAGUUACGUACACCAUACCGCCGAGCAAGAAGCUUGGCCUGGGAGUUUAUCCAGUUAAAAUGGUGGUCAAAGGGGACCAAACCAGUGCAGAGGCCUAUCUGACUGUGUUGCCGCGGGGUAUGGAGUGUGUGGUCUUCAGCAUCGAUGGAUCCUUUGCUGCUAGUGUGUCCAUCAUGGGCAGUGACCCGAAGGUCCGGCCCGGAGCAGUGGAUGUUGUCAGGCAUUGGCAGGACCUCGGGUACCUCAUCAUCUACAUCACAGGCCGCCCUGAUAUGCAGAAGCAGCGGGUGGUAUCAUGGCUGUCGCAGCACAAUUUCCCUCACGGUAUGAUCUUCUUUUCUGAGGGCUUGGUUCAUGAUCCACUACGACAGAAGACCAUCUUCCUCAGGAACCUCAUGCAGGAGUGUCACAUUAAGAUCAACUCUGCGUACGGCUCCAUGAAGGACAUCUCUGUUUAUAACAUGCUCGGCCUCAGCCCCUCACAAAUUUAUAUUGUUGGCAGACCUUCAAAGAAAUACCAAAACCAGUGUCAGUUCCUGAGCGAGGGUUAUGCAGCACACCUCUCCACGCUUCAGUUUGGGCACAGAGCCAGAGCCAAGAAAUCUCCCUCUGUCCGCAUGGUCUUAAGGAAAGGUUCAUUCGGCCUCUCAGCAAAGCCAGACUUCCUGUGUAAACGCACCCACCUGCGGAGGACCAUGUCGGUCCAACAGCCCGACCCCCCGUGCACGCCAAACCCCAAGCCGGAGCGGGCCCAGAGCCAGCCGGAGUCGGAUAAGGACCACGGAGGAGGAGCUGGUGGGCAUGGUGCAUGGGGACGGGCCUCCAUGCAUCGUGGAGACACCACUCCCUGACAUCAAGAAAGAGAUGGGAGGAUUGCGGGAGGAUAGGAGAGGAGGAGAGCAAAUGGGUUGCAGUGUCAAGGGCCAAGUGUUGUGUUUGUCUACUGUGCAUCGCACAUCGGACCGUCUUCUGGCCUCCGUCAGAGCUCGGUUUCACCUCCCGCUUGGCCCUCGACACUUUGUCCUCUGUAUGAACCUCUUCCUCUCCUGCCCUGUGGAAAGAUAUCAGCAUUCCAAGAUUUGAAACGGCUCCAGAGGGUGGCAGUAAUUGUGUCACGCUCAAAUAGUGUCAAAAUAUACAAUCAGAAGAAAGUACUUCAGAUUAUAAAUAUCCACAUAUACAGUACUGUACUAAGCUCCUCCAGAGCUUGAAAGAUGAGAUGAUAGCAGCUACUUUAAAGCUGUCAAAACUCUGAAAUCUCCAGACCUUGCAGCAGAUUACUGGGUACUUUGGUCGCACUCAGACUGCUGUUCUGACAGGUGGUUGUGUUUCGACCGAUACAAACACCGACCACUUCGCGUGGGCCUCUGAACACAGAAGCACUGUGACAUUUUGGAUCAAUGUCCACAUAAGCCCUGCAACCCGGAGGACCCAAGAACCCAAACUCUGCCUCUACUUUAGUCCCUUUCUUUGAUGUUCCCCUUGAGUUGAAGCUGGCUUACUUUUCCCCCUGUCUCUCCCCGACUGCCCUCCCCUCAACCAGUGAGGCAGAACAUGCCUUUCGACAGCCAACUCAGUGCUGCUCCGCAGUCGCUGAAGGGAUGUGUCAUUCACAGUUCAGCACGUGAGGUGACAUCUGUACAAAACCGCUGCAGCUCUCGAAACAAGAGUUCCUUAUAUAGUAUUUGUACUUUUUUUCAUCUCACUGCCAUUUAUCACUGCUUUAUGGUUGCUGUAAUGACUGAUUACACAUAAUUAGUACAAGAGAAAGUGGUUAGUGUGUCAAAAAUGUUUACAGAUUGAUAGGAUGUUGUAAAUAAAAAAGUGAUGAGCAUUUCCAAUGAUGGUAUAAUAAGCUUCUUUGUAAGCAACAUUAGUUUAGUUGCUUGUGGUUUAUAGUAUCUUGCAGUAAACACAGUUACAUUUGAAACUCUACCAGGAUGCCUGUGAGUCCAUUUGUUACAACUGCACUGAAACCAAUAGAUUUGUGCUGAAAUUUGACAGUCUUGUGGACUUGAAGUUAAACUAAGUCUUAUGUGGUCAUGUUUAAAAAUCUGUGCAAGUUGAGGAUAUUUUUCUAUGAGGAAAUCAUGUAAAUAGGAAUAUUUUCAAUGUAUGUUUUUGGAUCCUUUGUUUGACUUGUACAUUUGAUGUUUGCCUUAAACUGUAUUUAAUGUUGUGUUGAGAAUCAAAAUGAUUAUUUUGGCCAAAGUAAUCAGUUCUACUAUCAUUUAUGACAAAGUGCAUUUUAUGUUGUUGAUAGUUUAUAUUUCUUAUACUCUAUAAGCGUGUGUGAAUGUGUGUGAAUGUGCUGGUAUUUGUUGUGUAAUUGUAUUUACUGAGGACAUCUGUGAUGAGUAAAUGCCUCUGCAGAGGAAACAGGGAGGUUUUUUUUAUAGCAAUGGAUUGAAGCAGGAUGUUGGAAGAUUGCUCAGUCGAGGAUUUUUAUGGGUACCAUGAAAGAAAAGAGGCUUAUGAGUUCUUAUGUCUUUACUGAAAAAUCUGCAUAGCAGAGUGGAAAGUGCAAUCCAGGAGGAUGAGUCUUUUUAUUUCACCUCCUGCACACAGUACAUACAGUAGUACAGUAAUUAGUUAUUUGAUUUCUAAGUAUGUGAUUCCCUGUAGUGAUGCUCCUGUAAAUGCAGUGCAUCAACUAGCCUUUCCUGCUAACUGUUCAAUAUUAUAAAACCUUUCUGAAAUACUUAACUCAAUUUUUGUUUAAAGUUAGAUAAUUAAUACUGAGUAAUCAAAUGCUCAUUCCAAUCAACACCCACACAUUAAUCCAGAGGUGAAAGUAGAAUUCCUUUCUUUUCGAAACUACCCCAACCAUUGCAGCAUGUUAGAGGUGUUGCAGUGUAGUGUCCUUCUGCCUUGUUUCCUUGUUUCUAGAGAACACGUUCCCAAAUCCCAAAGAGAUGGCAUUAGCAACAUUGGCAUUGUUCUCACUGGCCUUGAGCCAACCCAUCCAUAAAACUGCAGUUCGUUGCAUUGAUUCAUAUUUUAUACAAACUGAUGCGGAAAAGUGAACCUGAAGUGAUAUGCCUUUGAUGACUCGUUUCCACUUGCUUUUGUGCAGAUUGCAUGCCUAUGAGCACCUCUGUAAUCUCCAACUCAACUACAAAAGCUCCUCCUGGGAGUGUUAUUUUCCUUGUGUGCUUUGACAUAUGUGUCUCGUGGAUUUCAGCGAGAACAAAUGUACUGUUAUGAUAAGGCUGACAAUGCUGAUUUAGCUUACACUGCACCUUCUUUAAGUUGCUUUAGAUUGCUCGGGUUACAAGUGAAGGCUGCUAUAAAAGUAGUUUAUCUGCGAUGACAGUAUCUUGGUAGUAGCAACAGUAUUGUUGGCAUUAGCAUCAAGCUAAUCAGUCCGUAAAUAACUACCUUGUUGCAUUGAACACUAGGGAACAUUACAUUACAUAACAUCACAUAUUAAAAAUGACUCACAAAAAAAAGAACCUAAUCAAUCCAAAAAAUAGAGGCAGACUUUCAGUAUGCCAAAGGAGAACCAAAAAUACAGCUACACAAUCAGCUUAAGCAGGGAAGUGCAAAGGAGUGUGGGGUUAGAUUCUGUUAGUCCUGUUAGGCAGUUAGGAGAGGAGAUGGAAAAGAUGUGCCUUCAAGAGCAUCAUGAAGACAGAGGGGAUGCUUCUGCUCUGAUAAAAUUGAGAGGUUUUUCCAACACCAUGGGACAAUCUUUGAGAACUAUCUGGGCUUAAAUGUGCCUUGUGUAAGAUGACACUGGCAGAUGAUGGUUAUGAGAGGAGCGCAACAAGACAACCUUUAUGAUUUACUUGAGGUAGAUGCAAGCCAACCACGUUGUAGGACUGCAGAAUUGAUUUAAAUUUGAUUCAAGCCGCUACUGGUAUCCAAUACAGGUUAAUGAGUAAUGGAGACACAUGAGCAAAACACGCCCCCGUGUUCUGGACCAUCUGUAAAGGUGGAAGACCAGCCAGGAGGGCAUUGCAGUAUUCAGGGCAGAAGAUAACAUGGCAUAGUUUAGGUAGGGUCUGAUUUUCUUUCUGUUGUACAAAGCAAUUUGGCAUGACUAUGUAAGAGCAGCAACCUGGUAAGAGAAGACUAACUGGUCUUCAGUUUUGAUGCCCAGAUUGUUCACCACCUUGGAAGAUGUGAUAAAUCUAGAGAUUUUUAUUUAAAAAUCGUCGGUGGGCAUCUAAUCUCAAUUACUGAACCAGCUUUAUUGGCCAGGUAUGCAUACACAAACAAGGAAUUUGACUCUGGUUAAUCUUUGGUCACAAGUACAACAAUCACUUAACAUAUAAGGAUAACAAAUUAAAACAUAAAAGGAGUAAAGACUAAAAACAGAACAGUAAGAAUAGAAUGAAGCCGGUAGAAUAUGUGUAUGUAUGAGAAUAAAUGGGCAGGAAUGACCAAUAGCUUGGUCUUGGAGAGGUUUAGUUGAAGGUACUGUUUCUUCAUCCAUGACGAGAUGUCACGGAGGCAGGUGGCUGUCCUCGUUGAUGACGGGGUCAUCUGGUGGGAAUCACAAGAAAAGCUGGGUAUUAUCUGCAUAGAAAUGACAUGAGAAUCCAUGCGAGUGGAUGGCCUGGCCCAUUGAAGUUACGUAGAUAGCAAACAGAAGGGGCCCCAGCACCAAGCCUUGUGGAAGGGAACCUACAGGGGUUGAAGGAGCUAGCCACAAUGAAACAUAAGACAGGAUUAAAUAGUAAGCUAGAACAUCCAAGAAGCGGGAUAUUAAGACACUUUUCUGUUUAAGAUGGUAUAACAUUAGCAGGUAUGGUUUAUUGUUAAAAGUGUUUCAGUGACUUGUUUCGAACGUGGCUUUCAGAGAGGCAGUUUCUCUCUCCUGCUGGAAUUCUGUGCUCUGUCAAAACUUGGGUGUAGUUACAGACUAUUUCAGCCUACGUUCAUCCCUGCAUUUUUUUUUUAAAGAAGCCUGCAACAGUACAACACAGAUUAUAUAGUUCAAUAACAUUCUCAAUUGCAUAAGAAGUAAAAACAACACAACAGAGUUGGUAAAUGGCAAAUUGUCUAAUGGUUAAUUAUUGUGUGCAUCUUUAGUUGAUAGUUCACUAUUGACUAUCAGUUGUCAUGUCUGUUAUUCUUAAAGAAUAUGCACAAAUAGUGUGUAAAAAUGUAUAGAAAUACUACCAGCCACUGAUCGCGGAGGAAAAUCAAUAUUUGAAUUAUCAAUAAUAAUUGAGUUUUAAGCAGAAUAACUCUCCUCUAGAUGUGAACCACAUUGCAUUCAUAUUGCCAUUUGUUUUUCCUCAAACUUUCUCUCACAUUGUCGCAUAAAUUAAAUUUUUAAAGCCUUAUCAGGAUAUCUCUAAAA